CGCCGUACCGCCGUACCUUGUCCUUAGUUUUUCUUUUCACCCUGGGUCCCACGUUGUCGUCUCGUUAUCAUCUCGUCAGCGUGGUGCGUUAUCACAUAAAUUAAACUAGACCGGUGACGCUACCUAUAUUUAGGCCAUAUAGCCGCUGUUUACUGUUACGGUCGACGGAUCGCUUUUCGUUAGAGAGGUUAUAGAGACUAAGAGAGGACAUGGCAGUAUUUUGUUUUGGAACCUUGAGGCAUUUUCAAGCUUUAUCAUCGUUGAAAGUGCAAUUUCCACGUGCAUUCAAACGACACACAGCAACGCAGGCGGCAGUCAAGCAGAUUCUACAGGAUGAGCUGGCCGGCAUCAAGAAAGCGGGUACCUGGAAGCCCGAGCGUGUCAUCACCAGCAGGCAGGGCGUGGAGAUCAACGUCCAGGGCUCGAAUGCGACGAUACUCAACUUCUGUGCCAACAACUACCUGGGACUGUCGAGUCACCCGGACGUGAUCGAAGCGGGUAAAGCGGCGCUGGACAGCCACGGCGCCGGCAUGAGCUCGGUGAGAUUUAUCUGCGGCACGCAGGACCUUCACAAGGAGCUGGAAGCGAAGAUCGCGCUCUUCCACAGCCGCGAGGAGGCGAUUCUCUAUCCGAGCUGCUUCGACGCCAACACGGGACUCUUCGAGGUGCUGCUGGGACCGGACGACGCGGUGCUGUCGGACGCGCUGAAUCACGCGUCGGUCAUCGACGGCAUUCGCCUCUGCAAGGCGAAGCGGCUGCGCUACAAGCACCGGGACAUGGCCGACCUGGAGAGGCAGCUGCGCGACGUGCAGUCAUCACGCAUGCGCGUCAUCGCCACCGACGGCGUCUUCAGCAUGGACGGCAACGUCACGCCGCUGAAGCGCAUAUGCGAUCUCGCGGACGAGUAUUGCGCGAUCGUCUUCAUAGAUGAGGCGCACUCCACCGGUUUCUUUGGGCCGACGGGCAGGGGCACGGAGGAGCACUUGGGAAUCUCUGGCAGGGUUGAUCUCAUCAACUCCACUUUGGGCAAGGCGCUAGGAGGUGGAUCGGGCGGGUACACGACUGGGCCGAAGGAAGUCAUAGAUCUGUUGAGGCAGAGGUCACGGCCGUACCUCUUCUCGAAUUCGGUUCCGCCACCCGUCGUCGCGGCGGCCAUCAAGGUGUUCGAUAUGUUGCUGGAGAGUUCCGAGCUGGCUGGUAAAGUUCACGAUCUCACGAUGCGCUUCCGCAAUAACAUGAAGGCAGCGGGAUUCACGGUCGGCGGCGACGAGCACCCCAUAUGCCCCGUGAUGCUUGGAGACGCACACCUGGCCAAUGUGUACGCGGAGAAGAUGCUGGAGAAAGGAAUCUAUGUCAUUGGGUUUAGCUAUCCCGUUGUGCCACAGGGUGAGGCACGUAUACGUGUACAGAUAUCGGCUGCCCAUACAAAUGAGGAAAUCGACAAAACUGUCGACGCAUUUGUUGCAAUUGGAAAGGAGUUGGGUGUCAUUUAAAGAUAUGGGUCCACUUAAAUUUAAGACUAUAUUUGUGUUCUCCUUUGUGGGGCCAUCAUUGUUUUUUUUAUUCUCUUUUUAAGAAUAUGUUACAAUUAGGGGUGCACCGGAACUUGGAUCCGG
This is a messenger RNA of Priapulus caudatus, 1616 nucleotides long. Its product is annotated as 2-amino-3-ketobutyrate coenzyme A ligase, mitochondrial-like. The transcript has 2 exons. Gene Ontology annotation, molecular function: glycine C-acetyltransferase activity; pyridoxal phosphate binding. Bases 210 to 1493 code for a protein of 427 amino acids. Gene Ontology annotation, biological process: L-threonine catabolic process; biosynthetic process. Lineage: Eukaryota; Metazoa; Priapulida; Priapulimorpha; Priapulimorphida; Priapulidae. The record is from RefSeq and is a predicted model, not a curated record.